AUGUCCUCUCGCAGACCGAACACCCCUCCUUCAGCGAAGCACUCUCGCGCAUCCUCAGUAAUCAGCCAGUCCGCUCAACAACACGUACCUCAAAUCCCAAGCAGCUUGCGCGAAGCACAUACUCUCUCUAGAUCUCCAGAAGAGAUAGGGCAAGGUUCGGGCACAGACACCGCACCGAGCAGUUCGAAUCCUUCACCGAAUACAUACCCUACCCACCCAGAUACGGACCAUGCGGCAGACGACGCUGUAGAUGCAGAACACAAUGGAGUUGGUAUUGCUAAUUUUGGGAAUAGAGUGGCCUCAGAGACAACUGCGCUGUUGAAGAGGCCAUUUGAAUUGGUUGUAAGCUCUCCACAUGCUGGGCCUUGCAAUCAUGGCACAUUCAGUCCCCGGCUGGAAAGCCGACCAGAAAGUGUGAUGAGUGGGCACAGCGGAUAUGGGUUUGGAGGAUCAAUGCCUAGAAAUACACGAGAAACUAGCGGUUCAAGCAGUUCUAUGUUUGGGAGCUUCCUCGAGAAUGUUGGCAUGAAAACCGGGUCUGGAUCGAGCAACAAGAAGAAAAUGAGCACGACUAGUUAUUUGGCAGAGCAGCAUGGCAUUAGAAAUACUAGGACAAUGUACUUCGCCUAUUACAUCCCCUUCUUCGCCUGGAUACGACAAUACAAAUGGGUACACCUCCGAGGGGAUCUAAUAGCUGCUCUCACUAUGGCAUCGUUCUACCUUCCCAUGGCCCUAUCUUACGCGUCAAACCUUGCCCACGUUCCCCCUAUAAAUGGAUUGUACUCAUUCGUUUUCAAUCCGCUUAUAUAUGCAAUACUUGGCAGCUGCCCGCAAAUGGUGGUUGGUCCUGAAGCCGCAGGUAGUCUUUUAGUAGGAAGCGUUGUUCGUUCCAGUGUAGACAGUGGGCAAACACCUGAAAAUGACGAUAUUAUGCAUGCUAGAGUUGCCGGUAUUGUUACCGGGAUGGCAGGAGCUGUGAUAUUUAUUGCUGGUCUGACACGCCUGGGAUUCUUGGAUAGCGUCCUCAGUAGACCAUUCUUGAGGGGCUUUAUUUCGGCUAUCGGAUUUGUCAUUAUGGUAGAUCAGCUUGUACCUGAGUUAGGUCUGGCAGAUUUGGCAGAAGAAGCACGAGUUGCCCAUGGUAGCAGUGUUGAAAAACUGCGAUUCCUUUUUGGAAACCUCCAUGAGAUAUCUGGCAAGACUGCAGCUGUUGCUGGGGUAAGUUUUGUAAUUAUUAUGACCUUCAGAGAAGGGAAGAGAUACCUUCAGCCUCGGUACCCUAAGGUUGCAUACAUCCCAGACCGUUUUUGCGUUGUGGUACUAUCAGCAAUUUUGAGCUGGCAGUAUCGCUGGGACCAGCAUGGAAUCGAAAUCCUUGGCAAAGUAGAAUCGUCAACGGGGUCUCCCUUCCCCUUCCAUUGGCCUUUCCAACUAGAUCAUAUGAAACAUGUUCGGGAAGCAAUGGGAACUUCGUUCCUGAUUGCUCUACUCGGCUUCUUUGAAUCUUCUGUUGCUGCUAAAAGCCUUGGUGGAGGAGAGAGCAAAGAUGGCAUUCAGGGAAUUGCCUUGAGUCCCAACAGGGAACUCGUGGCUUUAGGGGUAGCCAACUUGGUUGGUGGAUGUUUCAGUGCACUACCCGCUUUUGGUGGUUACGGGAGAAGCAAAGUGAACGCCAGUACGGGCGGGAAGACGCCGAUGAGCAGCAUUUUCCUGAGUAUCAUUACUAUCAUUUGCAUAUUGUACUUGCUGCCAGCGUUUUAUUAUCUUCCCAAAGCAGUUCUAUCUGCAAUGAUCACUGUUGUGGCCUGGUCCCUUGUCGAGGAGGCACCCCACGAUAUCUUAUUCUUUCUAAGGAUAAGAGGUUACACAGAACUGGGGCUCAUGAUUAUAAUCUUUGCUGCAACAAUAUUCUAUUCCCUCACCCUUGGGAUUGCUAUUGGGGUAGGCUUGUCACUCCUAUCCGUCAUCAAACACAGUACUCGGCCACGUAUCCAAAUCCUAGGGAGAAUACCAGGGACAAACAAAUUUGCAAACGCAGAAGACAACCCGGAUAAACUAGAAUUCAUCGAAGGAUGCCUAAUUGUCAAGAUCCCCGAGCCCUUGACAUUCGCAAAUACGGGCGAUCUGAAGAAUCGCCUCCGAAGGUUGGAAUUAUACGGUACAACUGGUGCACAUCCUGCAUUACCCCGAGUUCGAUCGCCAGAGCACAACAAAAACAUCAUUUUCGACAUUCAUGGCGUGACGGGCUUAGAUGGCUCCGGGACACAGGUCUUGGAAGAGAUUGUGCGCGGCUAUAGAGAUCGCGGGGUCAGGGUAUUUUUCUCUCGGGCCCCAGCUGAUGGAACUCCGAUAUUCGAACUUUUCCGCCGGAGUGGGAUUAUUGAAAUUUGUGGGGGCAAAGAUCAUUUCGUUGCAGAUGUUGGUGAAGCGCUGCGACUUACUGAGGAUGAAGGCGAUGAGUCUGGUUAUGAAAAUCUGGCUGGUGAUGAAGGUGGCGGAUGA
This is a messenger RNA of Lachnellula hyalina, 2502 nucleotides long. It is a transcript of the gene YPR003C, whose product is annotated as putative sulfate transporter. The transcript has 4 exons. Gene Ontology annotation, cellular component: membrane. Gene Ontology annotation, molecular function: sulfate transmembrane transporter activity. Lineage: Eukaryota; Fungi; Ascomycota; Leotiomycetes; Helotiales; Lachnaceae. The record is from RefSeq and is a predicted model, not a curated record. The coding region runs from base 1 to 2502 and encodes 833 amino acids. Gene Ontology annotation, biological process: transmembrane transport.